Messenger RNA from Rana temporaria (common frog), 3128 nucleotides. It is a transcript of the gene MGAT4A, whose product is annotated as alpha-1,3-mannosyl-glycoprotein 4-beta-N-acetylglucosaminyltransferase A. The transcript has 16 exons. Bases 401 to 2011 code for a protein of 536 amino acids. Gene Ontology annotation, molecular function: acetylglucosaminyltransferase activity. Gene Ontology annotation, cellular component: endoplasmic reticulum; endoplasmic reticulum-Golgi intermediate compartment; Golgi stack. The record is from RefSeq and is a predicted model, not a curated record. Gene Ontology annotation, biological process: protein N-linked glycosylation. Lineage: Eukaryota; Metazoa; Chordata; Amphibia; Anura; Ranidae.
GGUGCUUUCGGUGUAGGUGUAGACGGGGGCGGCAUCGAAGAGCGGAUCCGGGGUGACAGCGUACGGGGACGGCAUGGAAGUCACGGCAUGGGGUGCCCGGAGAUCGGACUGACGCUGCAGUGUGCCCGCACUCCGCUCAUCGCUGGGAGUAUGGCAGUGUAGUGACCGAGGGAGGAACGUAAAGCCACAGAGGAGAAUUAAGGUGAAGGUGCCAGGACUGGUCAGGAGAUGUGAAAGAACAUCAUUAUGUUGUGCAUAAACCGAAGAGCCGAACGUCUUUCCCAGCGCCAGAUGAGGCAGGACCGUUGAUGUAUUCCCAGCCGUGCAUAAACAGACUUGGAUAUUUAAGUUCUUUAAUGUUAAUGUAGGCGCUACAGAACCAGUGUGAUGGUGCAAUGAAAUGAGGCUCCGAAAUGGAACUGUGGCCACCGCAUUAGUGUUUAUCACUUCUUUUCUCAGCCUGUCCUGGUACACGGCCUGGCAAAAUGGGAAAGAGAAAUUGAUUGCUUAUCAGCGGGAAUUUCAUGCUUUAAAAGAACGCCUGCGCAUUGCUGAACAUCGAACAUUACAACGCUCAUCUGAGCUACAUGCAAUAUUAGAACAGUUCCGGAAAGCAGUUUCUGAGGCAAAUGGAAGCAGAGAUGCAUUAAGUCACUUUUCAGAUGAAGCUCAGAAACUGUUCAAAGAUUUAACUAAUAGAAAAUCACUACAAGUGCCAAAUAUUUACUACCAUAUGCCUCAUUUAUUAAACCAUGAAGGAAGCCUUCAGCCUGCUGUGCAGGUUGGCCUUGGAAGAACAGGAGUGUCAAUAGUAAUGGGCAUCCCUACUGUAAAGAGGGAAGUUAAGUCUUACUUGACUGAGACGCUACAUUCCCUGAUUGAUAAAUUGUCUCCAGAGGAAAAACUUGACUGUGUUAUAAUAGUCUUCAUUGGAGAGACAGACCUUGAUUAUGUGCACAGCGUGGUUGCAAGCUUGCAAAAAGAAUUCUCCGAAGAAAUCGGCUCUGGUUUAAUUGAAGUAAUCUCUCCUCCUGCUGCCUAUUAUCCAGAUCUGACAAAUUUAAAGGAAACCUUUGGAGAUUCAAAGGAGAGAGUCAGAUGGAGAACCAAACAGAAUUUAGACUAUUGCUUUCUUAUGAUGUAUGCUCAGCGGAAGGGUAUUUAUUACAUUCAGCUUGAAGAUGACAUUGUUGCCAAACAGAAUUACUUCAGUACGAUCAAGAAUUUUGCACUUCAGUUAUCUUCAGAAGACUGGAUGAUUUUGGAAUUUUCUCAGUUAGGAUUCAUUGGGAAAAUGUUUCAAGCACCUGAUAUGACACUCAUUGUUGAGUUCAUUUUUAUGUUCUAUAAGGAGAAGCCCAUUGAUUGGCUCCUGGAUCAUAUUUUAUGGGUCAAGGUCUGCAACCCAGAAAAAGAUGCAAAACAUUGUGACAGGCAAAAAUCAAAUCUUCGAAUCCGCUUCCGGCCAUCUUUGUUCCAGCAUGUCGGCCUGCACUCUUCUUUGGCAGGGAAACUACAAAAACUCACAGAUAAAGAUUUCUUAAAACCAUUGCUUCAUAAAAUCCAUGUGAAUCCACCAGCUGAAGUCUCCACUUCUUUGAAAGUGUACCAAGGCCACACUCUAGAAAAGACCUACUUGGGAGAGGACUUCUUCUGGGCGAUCACUCCUAUGGCUGGAGACUACGUCUUGUUCAAGUUUGAUAAACCAGUCCAUGUAGAAAGGUAUCUUUUUCGGAGUGGCAAUCCUGAACAUCCUGGAGACUUGCUGAUGAACACAACAGUGGAUGUGCUACCUUACCAGAAAGAAAUUUUGGAUUUAAGAAAGAAUGCCAAAGACAAGCUUCUGUCAGAUGGUUUCCUCAGAAUAGGUAAAUUUGAAGAUGGAGUUGCAGAAGGACCAUUGGAUCCCAGUCUAAACCCAAUUGCAGCAUUCCGACUUUCAGUCCUGCAGAAUUCAGCUGUGUGGAUUAUUCUCAAUGAGAUCCACAUAAAGAAGAUUCAGACUGACUGAUGCUUGUAUGUCAGAAGAGGACUUUAUUCAAAGAAGUGUCAUGGGUGGCCUCCCACCCCUUCAUCAUCACUGCCUGAUAGAGACACGUGCAUGCACCUUAAUUCCAUUCUUGUGUGUUUCUUUUCAACUCUACCUCUGUGGAACCUGCUGUAGCUGAAAGAUUGUAUCUAUCCGUUUAAAAAAAAAUCCACUCAACACUUACCUACCAGUAGCAGCCAUAGUCUUCACCACGCUUUUCAAUUGCCAUUAAAUCAGUUAAAGUACAGAUAAGUUCAUAUACAUUCCAUCGGUAGUCAGUAGGCCUUGUUUAUCAAUGUGUCUAAUGGCUAGACAAAGUCUGUGUUGCUCAUGUAACCGACGUGAUUCCCCUUUUGUUCUCUAUAUAAUAGAAUAAAUGGGUGGACCUGAUUGGUUGCUGUAGUCAACUUUGACAAAAGAGUCUUAGUAUAUGUGUGGUAUAACGUCACCGUGCUGACACAAGUGGCAUUGACCUGUUCAUUCAUGUAUGGUAACCAAAGUGGGUGGAAGGCCUUCUCUCUGACACAGUCAAUCACUAGGUAAUCUGGGGACCUCCAGCUGUGGCAUUAUUACAUUUCCCAGCAUGCUUUCUCAGCCAAAGGCCACAGCUGAUAGGCCACAGGUCGCCUUCCUGCAAUACACUCUCAUGGCAUUAUAUAAGCAGGUGUAGUAUAUUAUAAAUAAUUACUGAAUGAAUUAGCAAGAUGUGCUCUAGACAUAUCAUAGCUGAAACAUCUAAGAUGCAUUAUGUGUGGGAUGUAAUGAAAAAAAAAUCUAUUUUUUGUUUUACUAAUUUGUAUUUUGUAGAUAAUCAGGGAAAUAAAUCUAUAAAGUUAUAUAAAUACACACAGUGAGCUAAUAUAUUUAAGAUUUAAGAGAACAUAUUUGUGUGUUGUAAAAUGUUUUAAUUAUUAAUUAUAGAUUUCAUAUGUAUUCUGUUGUCACAUCUGUUUGUAUAUAUGAUGUAAGCAUUGAUUCUAUAGGGGGAAAUAUGUUAUUUACAGUCAUCUUUUUUAACGCCAAUUGAUGCUACUCAUUUUAUUUUGUAUUUUCUUAUUUUGGGGAGAAAAUACAAAUCAAUGCCAAUUCAUAAUUCUAA